AUGCCUAACGCGAAGCGAUCCAGAGGCACCGGCGCCGGCAGAGCAGCAGCGACACGUCCGCCGCCAAAGGAUACCGCAGAUGGCCGUCCAACGCCAGCAGAGGUGGAGGAGCAGGAGCACCAGUUUGUGCAGAUUGCGCGGAAGCACUGGCUGAAGCCUGGCAAGAAGACUGCCAAGGUCAAGGUCAAGAAUGACGUGAUCAAACAGGGCAUCUGGGAUGUUUUGGAGCAGGACGGCUUCUCGUAUAAGCUGCUGCUGCUGCUGGAGAGCUUGCAGACGUUGGAGAACUACCUAUGGCCUGGAUAUUCCGACGAGUCGUCCAACCAUCAUGUCCUCAUAUUAGCUUUGAUCUGCAACGUCAAGAGGCGUGAGCACCUCGAAACAUGGAAAAUCUUCGAGGAGAGACCCGACGACUUUUCGUCCCUGUUCCGCCGUAUUCUAUCCAUGACCCUCGACCGCACAUUGUCCACGACCUUGCGAACGCACCUCCUCUGCUUCCUCAUCUAUGCCUUCCAGAGCCUCGAUUGCACCAUUGUGAGAAAGGAAUGUGCUCCUUUGGUAUCAAUUGGCAUCUGGCAUAACCUAUCCACGGAGAAGCGCCAAGAGGCCCAUCUCGACUCCUCCCCGCAUCUUAGAAAAGCUUGGAGAGCUGCCCAAAAGCGAUAUGAUGCGGCAGAUGAGGCCACCAAGGCGCGGCUGCGGUUCGAGCGCUCGUGGUUGUACACGCUCAUUCUUGAUUUUACCAACCAACUGUACGACAAGAGUGGCCAGUCAGACCAGACGCUUCUUUACUGUGAACGAUUUACCGAGUUUGUCUCUGAUCUGCAGAGCCAGUUGCCUACUCGGCGAUAUGUCAACUCCCUGGUCCAAGACUUGCAUCUCAUUCCCUUGAUGAGAUUGUCUCCGCUUUAUAACGACGGGCCCAGCGCUCUGCUGCGUGAUCUUCACGCUCUUCUCUCUCAUUACACAUACUUUGCCAUUGAUGACCAGACUGGCAUUCAGUUGAACCGAUCAGAGGCCUUUGACAGGCAUUGUACCUUGCUGGGCAAGCUUCAGCGGAUUGCGUUGAAACACUUCAAAGAUAAACUCACCAUCCUGGCCUUAUCAAAUUACGGCGCAGUUGAUAAGCGAGAAGAGUUGGUGUCACAUCUUGAGCCUCUUUCCGAUGACGAGUUGCUGGACCUGGUGAAUCUUUUGGAUCUCAGGUCCACAUAUCCUGAUAGUUUCAAUGUGGCCAUUGAUCGCAAAUUUCUCAUCGAGUUUCUCUUGACUACCUUUGAGCGAAAGAAGACCUUUCAGGAAGUUGCUCAGAGAAUAAGCUUGGUUCCGAGCGAAGACACCCUGUUUGAUGAGGGCUUUCAACGGGCAGAUUCCUACGACGGCUCACAUCCUCUAGCCCUCCCAAAGCUGAAUCUGCAGUAUCUUUCGGUUGGUGAUUUUCUUUGGAGGGCACUAGUGCUCUACCGCUGCGAGUCCUUCUAUGGGAUCCGCAAGGAUAUUGAGGCCGCGCUGCGCCGUCUUCGACCGGAAAGUAGACGGCCUGGCGAAACACACUUUGCGGGUUUCUCAAAAAUGGCGAUGCCAAUUGCUAAACCGACAAUUCUGGAAGUCGUCCCUGCUCUUGUCGGAGACGACAAACCGUCUAUAGUUCGGGCUGAAGUAUCCUUUGAUGUGAAACGCUUAGGGGAUGGUGUGCGCAGAGAGUGGGACACACUUCGUCCAGGCGACAUUGUCUUUUUGCUAGCAGUCCAGCCCCCUACAUCCACCCAAGGAGUAACCAAUGGCAGUUCAACCCAGUCAGAAGCUAACAAGGCCGGCGUCCUGGCGGUGCGAACUGCUGAAGUCGUUCAGAUUACGGACGACAGAGGCCGUCACACCAGAGAAAAGGGGGAGCGCCUGGAUCCGAAACGGCGCAUCCAGCUCAAGCUUGAUUCGGCAACUUACGCGCAUGAUGCUGAGCAAGCCGCGGCGGGUAAGCCCGAUGUCUAUGCAGGCGUCAACUUGCUGCUCAGGCGGAACAAGAGGGAGAACAAUUUCAGGCCUGUGUUGGAGGCUAUCCGCACCCUCGUCUUAUCCGAAAUGCCACUGCCUUCAUGGCUUCACGAAGUCUUUUUGGGUUAUGGCGACCCGGCUGGCGCCCACUACAAGAACCUGUCCAAUAGGCUCAAGACAAUCGACUACAGAGACACAUUUUUGGGCUGGCAGCAUCUGGUUGAAAGCUUGCCUGGAAAGACGGUUGAGCCGGGUGAUGAUGUGACUGGCAGUUUUGGACCGCCAUAUGUCCUUGAGGCAGUCGACAAACCGGAAGAACCUCAGGGUGGCAAGCCAUCCAAGAAGCGACGGCGCGAUCUGGAACCAGCACUGCUGUCAGAGGUAGAAACUCUCAAGGUUUCCACCUACAAGCCUCCCAACAAUGGCCCUUAUCCCUUUGAUGCGCCAAAGCAAAACGCUGUGAGGUUUACUCCGGCUCAGAUCGAGGCCAUCAUGUCUGGAUCUCAACCUGGAUUGACCGUCGUUGUCGGACCCCCAGGUACAGGCAAGACCGAUGUCGCUACGCAAAUCAUAAACAACAUCUACCACAACUUUCCGAACCAAAAGACAUUACUCAUCGCCCACAGCAACCAGGCUCUCAACCAACUCUUUUCUAAAAUCAUUGCACUGGACAUUGACGAAAGACAUCUUUUACGUCUCGGCCAUGGCGAGGAAGAUUUGGACACUGAAGGCAGCUUCAGCAAGUAUGGCCGCGUCGAGUCCUUUUUGGAUAACCGGGACAGGUUUCUAUUUGAGGUGAAGAAGCUGGCAGAAAGCUUGGGGGCUCCAGGAGCACACGAGAACUCGGCUGAAACUGCAGGGUAUUUCAACGUUGCCUAUGUAGAGCCGGCCUGGGCCAAGUUUCUUGUGGUAGCAGAGUCCGACGCCUCUAGUGCGGCUGACAUUGUGCAGCAUUUCCCCUUUCACUCUUACUUUGCGGAUGCUCCUCAGCCCCUAUUUCCCGAGGAAGCAGACCGAGCACAAGUCCUGGACAUUGCUCAGGGAUGUUACCGCCACAUUUCCAAGAUCUUUUCUGAGCUGGCAGACAUCCGGCCCUUUGAGAUCCUACGACGUGAGAAGGACAAGGCCAACUAUCUCCUCACUAAUGAGGCUCGCAUUGUUGCAAUGACGACCACCCACGCGGCCAUUAGGAGAGGUGAGAUUGCGGCACUCGGCUUUCACUAUGACAAUGUCAUCAUGGAGGAAGCGGCACAAAUCACCGAGAUUGAAACAUUUAUUCCCCUUGCAAUGCAAAAACCUGUCGACGGGCAGCUGCCACUGCAACGAGUCGUACUUUGCGGAGAUCACUUCCAAAACUCGCCCGUCAUCCAGAGCUUGGCGUUCCGACACUAUGCCAACCUGGAACAGUCGCUAUUCUCACGACUGGUCCGGCUAGGUGUGCCUACGGUGACCUUGGAUCAACAAGGUCGCGCUCGGCCAUCCAUUGCCAAGCUGUACGAGUGGCGGUACCCCAAGCUCGACAGCCUUCCCGACGUACAGACCAAUCCAGAGUUCUUGCGGGCCAAUGCUGGCUUCAAAUACGACUUCCAGUUUAUCAAUGUUCCUGACUACAAGGGCCGAGGUGAAGCGGAACCGACGCCACACUUUAUUCAGAAUCUUGGUGAGGCUGAAUACGCGGUGGCUAUUUACCAAUACAUGCGGCUCCUAGGAUACCCAGCUGAAAAGAUUAGCAUACUCACAACGUAUGCUGGUCAAAAGGCUCUGGUGAGAGACGUGCUCUCCCACCGAUGUGCUUCGAGCCCCAUUUUCGGUCUGCCCAAGGCUGUUGCUACAGUCGACAAAUAUCAAGGAGAACAAAACGACUACAUCAUUCUUUCUUUGACGCGUACAUCGCGAGUGGGCUAUCUCCGCGACGUCCGUCGUAUGACUGUAGCCUUUUCUCGCGCCAGACUUGGACUCUACAUUCUUGGACGCCGAGAGGUGUUUGAAGCCUGCCCUGAGCUCCGACCGGCUUUUGAUGUGCUUUUACAACGCCCAGAUAAACUAAUGCUAGUAACAGGCGAGCUAUACGGAGCUGAACGUCAAAACACAGAAGAAGACGGGCCAGUGGACGGUGAAGUCGCUAUGGAGGGCGUAGAGCACAUAGGGCAGUACGUAUUUGAAAUGACGCAAACCAAAAUCAACCAGUUGCAGGCAGAGCAAGGCCUGCUGAUGGAAGCUACAAUUGACGAGGCAGGCGAGGAGGGACAGGGUGGCUAUUACGAUGAGGAAGAAGACAGAGCUCUAGAACCAGACAUUCUUGAAGUCCGAGAGGGAGAAGCGAACUAGGGAUUGCAGUUUCCAGGGACGUGGAAUCAUACCAACUUGAACAGAAGAGGAUAGAAGUAAUGACAGGAAAAAAGGGGACAUGUAGUGACGUUGAGGACUUGACAAAGAGACGAGCCAUGAUUUUGUACUUCUUUUUUUUUUUUUUGUCUUUGGAUGAAAGGGGCUUUUACCAUUUUCCGUAUAUCAAAUAUACUUUUAGACAAUGGCAGAACGAAAUAAGUGUGUGAUGUCUUGGGUUGUUGGAGAUGAAUGUACAUGUGAUUACAUGGGGGGCGAGACAAGGUGCGUCAUUGGAGGCGGGUGAUCUGCGACUUGCAGAUGGUAUCUGGUACAUGGCGAACUCUCUUCUUUUCGACUUGUAUAGAUGAUAUUUGAUUUUUUUUUCAUACGCGGAAAAACCCAGCUUGCUACGUGUGAAGGAUGAAAGGGAUAGGCAGGAUCAAAGAAGUAUUAGUGUUAUUAUUUGAGUACUUGCGUAUGAUGAAUGCGGCUGAAGAUGGCAUGGACGCAUAUGCUUCAUGUCUUCAACAAGGAACAGUUUAUCGAGUGAAUCUCACACUAUAAACUACCACGGAUCUUGAGAGAAUACAUAGAAAAAAAGGCACAUCUUUCCCCGUUUCAUCAAUCAACUACAGUAACACGGCACAUUCCUUCAUACCGGAACAUCGGUCACAGUGGCUGCAUGGCAUCGUCAUCAGCAGCGGCACUUGCCGACUUGGGCUUUUUUCCGAGACAAAAUUGUCUCGACCAAGAGUCAAUUUGUAGGCCAAGGUUUACGGAUCGCAAUCAGGUGAUGGCGAAUGGCUGCCUCUCGCCAUUUUGUUUGGGGGUACAAAGGCGAAGAUGGGUUUUGUGAUGCUGCGUUUGGGUGAUACUGCUCUUUGGUUCGGAGCUACACCUGUAUUAAGGAACACGCGGCAAAAUGGUCAGUGAGAUUUUGGAAUUAAUCAUCAAUUACGGUCUUUGCAUAGGGUUCUUCUCAUCGCCUUCUUUAUUCCUACUUGUAGCGAAGGGCAUCGAUAAUACUUGCGUUGCUAGACAGUGCCGCAAACUGGGAGUUUUCGCACUGAGCCGAUUGGGCAAGGCGAAAAAAAAAACGCCACUAAAAAUUCUAGCCCGGGUUUGGGGAAACAAUCGUCGCUCUCUAAUUUUUUUUUUUAGCUGAUAUGCUUACGCCCCGGUGUGUUCCUUACAUAACUCUUUUUUUUUUUGUUUGCUCCCUCGCAUGUGGUGAAAUGAGGGUGGGCUUUUUUUUUUCUUAGCGGGCGACUACGUUCUUGUAGAACGAUAGUCCGUAUCCGGGGCGGGCCCUUGUAAUUUCGUUUGAGAACAUGAGCAGUUAUCGAGCGGGCUUCUACUGCUAUCGCUGCUGCUGCUUUGAAUUGUAUAUGUGCAUCAUGGUUCAAUGCAUAGGCUAAUUGCUUUAUACAGCUGCAGAUAACAGAACUGGGGCGCGUUGGGCAGCUUCUGCCUUUCUUUU
Molecule: messenger RNA, 5800 nt
Organism: Trichoderma atroviride IMI 206040
Lineage: Eukaryota; Fungi; Ascomycota; Sordariomycetes; Hypocreales; Hypocreaceae
Biological process (GO): mRNA splicing, via spliceosome
Cellular component (GO): catalytic step 2 spliceosome
Molecular function (GO): mRNA binding; helicase activity
Source: RefSeq, a predicted model, not a curated record